Oncorhynchus kisutch (coho salmon) is the source of this 2189-nucleotide messenger RNA. RefSeq names its product ubiquitin specific peptidase 12a (gene usp12a). The record is from RefSeq and is a predicted model, not a curated record. NCBI's taxonomy places the organism in Eukaryota, Metazoa, Chordata, Actinopteri, Salmoniformes, Salmonidae. Gene Ontology annotation, biological process: protein deubiquitination. The coding region runs from base 60 to 1178 and encodes 372 amino acids. The transcript is spliced from 9 exons. Gene Ontology annotation, molecular function: cysteine-type deubiquitinase activity. Gene Ontology annotation, cellular component: cytosol; nucleus.
GUGCCCUGUCACAAGGGAGUCCUCCUCGCGGUGAUUGGGUGGAAGAUGGCGUUGGGCGAAUGGAAAUCCUAAUGACAGUUUCCAAAUUUGCCUCUUUUUGUACCAUGGGCGCCAAUGCUUCCGCUCUGGAGAAAGAGAUUGGCUCAGAGCAGUUCCCUGUCAACGAGCACUACUUCGGAUUGGUCAAUUUUGGGAACACGUGCUACUGUAACUCGGUGCUGCAGGCGCUGUACUUCUGCCGUCCGUUCCGGGAGAAGAUCUUGGCGUACCGCAGCCAGCCCCGACGCAAGGAGAACCUGCUGACCUGCCUGGCCGACCUGUUCCACAGUAUCGCCAACCAGAAGAGAAAGGUGGGAGUCAUACCACCCAAGAAGUUCAUCACGCGCCUACGCAAGGAGAAUGAGCUGUUUGACAACUACAUGCAACAGGAUGCCCAUGAGUUCCUGAACUACCUGCUCAACACCAUCGCUGACCUGCUGCAGGAGGAGAAGAAGCAGGACAAGACCAACGGCCGCCUGGCCAAUGGCUCGCUCGACUCCCAGAACAACAACAGCAACGCCCCGCCUCCCUCCACCUGGGUCCAUGAGAUCUUCCAGGGAACCCUCACCAACGAGACCCGCUGCCUCACCUGUGAAACGAUCAGCAGCAAAGAUGAAGACUUCCUGGACCUGUCAGUGGACGUGGAACAGAACACCUCUAUCACACACUGUCUCAGGGGGUUUAGUAACACAGAGACUCUCUGCAGUGAGUAUAAGUACUACUGUGAAGAAUGUAGAAGUAAACAGGAGGCACACAAAAGGAUGCGUGUGAAGAAGCUGCCUAUGAUCCUGGCUCUACACCUGAAGAGGUUCAAGUACAUGGAGCAGCUGCAGCGUUACACCAAGCUGUCCUAUCGUGUUGUCUUCCCUCUGGAGCUCCGCCUCUUCAACACCUCAGGAGACGCAACCAAUCCCGAGAGGCUCUAUGACCUGGUUGCCGUCGUGGUGCAUUGUGGGAGUGGUCCAAACAGAGGACACUACAUCGCCAUUGUGAAGAGUCACGACUUCUGGCUGCUGUUUGAUGAUGACAUUGUAGAGAAGAUAGACGCCCAGGCCAUAGAGGAGUUCUACGGCCUCACCUCUGAGAUCUCAAAGAACUCUGAGUCAGGCUACAUCCUAUUCUAUCAGUCAAGAGACUGACUGUCCCUGAAGAGGACAGUACCUCUCAGUGGAUUUGAGGAUCAUACUAGUGGACCAUACUAGUGUAAAUCGCUCUGUGGUGUCACACACCUACUGAAGCUCAGCCUCAGUCCCCCCUAUCCUCCCUCCUACCUUCCUUCCUUCCUUCCUCCCUCCCCCAUCCCACUCCUACCUCCCUCCCCCUUCCUUCCUCCCCCAUCCCACUCCUACCUCCCUCCCUCCCCCUUCCUCCCUCCCUCCCUCCCUCCCCUAUCCCACUCCUACCUCCCUCCCUCCCCCUUCCUCCUACCUUCCUUCCUUCCUCCCUCCCUCCCUCCCUCCCUCCCUCCCUCCCUCCCUCCCUCCCUCCCUCCCUCCCUCCCUCCCUCCCUCCCUCCCUCCCUCCCUCCCUCCCCCAUCCCACUCCUACCUCCCUCCCCCUUCCUCCUACCUACCUCCCGCCUUCCCCCACCCUAUCACUUAGGCUGGAGAUGCUGCUACAGGGAGUUGUGUCAAAGGUUCAGUGGACGUAUCAAAGUUUUGUGAGUUGGAAAGCUGUUUAAUGACUGUUGUACAGAGGUUGUGUGACUGAGGCGAUGGUUAUAGCAUGGGGGUUUGUGUGGGGUGAGUGGGUAUUUAAUGAUUCAUGUGUUGUAAUAGCGGCCAGGUGUCUGCACACUCCCUCAGACUGCAACUCUGCUUUGGUGCCUGGCUGGGGCCUUGUCAGAGCAGACCAGUUGACUGCAUGAAGGGAGAGUGGGGAGGUGAGUGUUCCAAGUGUGGGACACUUGGAUCGUGUAUUUCUACCAUGUACAGAGUGGUAUUUGUAUCAAUAUGAGGAGAAUAAGAUGAUAUUAUCAUAGGAAAAAAAUAUAAGUCCUUGAGAAGAUAAUGUAUUGUCACUAUGGUGCACUUUUGAUACCGUUUUGUAGGUGUUGGCAAGGUUUAUGUGAGGGUUUGCUCGAGACGGCCUGUUGUGAAAUGGUCAUUUUCUGUUUUAAAGAAAAAUUGAAUAAAAGAUGAUAGAUACAG